AUGACGACAACGCCUCCGACAAAGCGAGAAAGCUCGCCAGUCUCCCCCCUUCGGGCCUCCUUUGCCAACCUCAACGCAGAUGAUCAUUCUUCCGCUACUGCCGCCAUAAGAGCUGCUGCCGGUCAUACAAGACACGAAUCUCUCGAAAAAUAUACCAGACGAGAUUCUACCGCCAGCGAGAAUAGAAAUGAUGAGAGCUAUAGAGACCGUAGCAGUGUCAGCAGCCAGGGAGGGUCCGGAGCCAAGAAGAAUUCUGUUGUCAUCAAAGUCGGAAUGGUUGGAGACGCACAGAUCGGAAAGACCUCGUUAAUGGUCAAAUACGUCGAAGGAAGUUUCGAUGAGGAUUACAUCCAGACAUUAGGCGUUAAUUUCAUGGAAAAGACGAUAUCAAUACGGAAUACCGAAAUUACAUUCUCGAUUUGGGACUUGGGUGGCCAGCGUGAAUUCGUGAACAUGCUGCCGUUGGUGUGUAAUGACGCCGUGGCUAUCCUGUUCAUGUUCGACCUCACCCGGAAGAGCACACUGAACAGCAUCAAGGAAUGGUAUAGACAGGGACGAGGUCUCAAUAAGACCGCUAUCCCCUUCCUCAUCGGCACGAAAUAUGAUCACUUCGUCAAUCUCUCCAAAGAAGACCAGGAAGAAAUAUCCAAGCAAGCGAAACGUUUCGCCCGCGCAAUGAAAGCCUCCCUAAUCUUCAGCUCGACAUCGCAUAGCAUCAAUGUCCAAAAGAUUUUCAAGAUUGUAUUAUCGAAGGCCUUCGACCUAAAAUGCACGAUACCCGAGAUCGAAAAUGUCGGCGACCCGUUGCUGAUCUACCAAGACGUCGAAGCCGGCAACCGGUGA
Molecule: messenger RNA, 843 nt
Organism: Orbilia oligospora ATCC 24927
Lineage: Eukaryota; Fungi; Ascomycota; Orbiliomycetes; Orbiliales; Orbiliaceae
Exons: 4
Coding region: 1-843 (280 amino acids)
Biological process (GO): regulation of exit from mitosis
Cellular component (GO): spindle pole body
Molecular function (GO): GTPase activity; GTP binding
Source: RefSeq, a predicted model, not a curated record